AUGCCACCGAAGCGAAAGGCGGCAAACUCUUCUUCAAACGCGCCUGAGCCCAAUAAGCGGGCAAGGCACGGGGAUCCCGACAAAGAUAAUGGAAGAGGAUUUGAUUCCGACGUUCUCUUCAUGACCCGCCGACUGGAGUAUUCAAACAUCUGGAUGUCUCCAGAACGGGAGAUUCCAGCAGACCGCGAAGCCCGGAAAGCUGCCAGCUUCCGAAGCCGACCUGAUAACGAUGGGUAUAUAACCAUGAACCCGUCAAGAUAUACCUAUUACGAGCACUUUCUAGCUCGUUUGCAUAGAGGAAGUUUGCCUUAUCCCGAGCAAAUGGCCAGAACACUAAACAAAUUCCGAGGAAAGCUGCCAAAAAAGGUUGCUGAGUUACUUGAAGGACCGGAUGGCUUACCUGAUGCAUUUAUCACUCGUCGCUGGGAAAGUAGCAACCGUGCCAAUCCAGACUUAGAUCGCCCGCCCAGUUACUUCGUGACUGAGUUUCAAGACUGGGUUUUAGAAGUGAUCAACGUUUAUAAUCGAAAGUCGGCAGACUGGGUAGAGCUGGUGAAUUCCGGCUCAGUGGAGAACGCCACGAGGCAGCAAAUUCAAGAAUGUCUCGCUAAUUUGUUGUCCAACCAAGGCCAUAGAAUCAAACCUAUUAUGCCAAUGGGAGACAAGGCAGAUCUCGCCGUCAUUCAAAAGCUCUCUGAAUCUCCGGUGGACCAAGGCAGUGAGCAAGGUGAGAGAGGGGUGGAUAGGUACAGACUAGGAGACCAUGGCAGACAAGGUGGAAAUUCAAGACAGGCAAAGGUUGAAGGAGAGGCAGAAUGGGAGGCACAGGCCAGCGAUUCGAAUCGACGGAAGCAAAGAGUAGAGAUCGACCUGACUCUCUCUUCUGACGACGAGGAAGACGUGAGACCCUUACGAGUUACUAUCGAAGAACUUCGCAUUUCCCAGGAUUCUUUGCCGGGGGGAAGUCAAGCUCAGGCUCAGGAUAACCACCAAUAUCAGACUGGAAACGAAUCUCAGACUGCAAGCCAAUUUCAGACUGCAAACCAAUCCCCGACUGAAAACCAAUCCCAAGCUGGUCUUCAAGCUCGCUAUAGCAACCAAGCUCAGAAUCAGACUGCACAGCCAUUAGUAAGUCACCCAAGCAUCCAUUCCUCUCUUCGUUAAUUCAGAUAUGACUAUAGGCCGACGACCUGGAACACUUUUCUGCGUAUGUCGCUUUAAUGUACAAGAAACAUUACGGCAACUAG
Molecule: messenger RNA, 1247 nt
Organism: Hymenoscyphus albidus
Lineage: Eukaryota; Fungi; Ascomycota; Leotiomycetes; Helotiales; Helotiaceae
Source: the annotation of a GenBank genome assembly